Molecule: messenger RNA, 1218 nt
Organism: Plasmodium malariae
Lineage: Eukaryota; Apicomplexa; Aconoidasida; Haemosporida; Plasmodiidae
Gene: TAP42
Product: type 2A phosphatase-associated protein 42, putative
Exons: 1
Coding region: 1-1218 (405 amino acids)
Biological process (GO): regulation of dephosphorylation; regulation of signal transduction
Cellular component (GO): cytosol
Molecular function (GO): protein phosphatase 2A binding
Source: RefSeq, a predicted model, not a curated record
AUGGAAACAAACGUUGUGAUGUCAUUAUACGAUUACUUGUAUAUAUUGUUUGAUGACUAUAUUGUGAAAAGUAAUAAGGAUUUUAAAACUUAUAAAUCAAUUUUUCGUAAGAAAGAAUUUACGGAGUUUGUAAAAAAUUAUUCUGAUAUAAGAAAAAUACCAUCCUUUCAAGUAAUAAGCAAUAAGGAUGAAAUAAUAGACGAAUUGAUAUAUGCAUUCAAACUGUUGGGGAAAUAUGUAAGUGGUUGUGAUAUGUUUUCCAAAAAUGAAGAAGUAGAUGAUAUUAACACGAAGUAUUUAAAAUUAUUAUUAAUUCCACACAUACUAGGAGUAUUAACUUAUGAAACUAUAAAUAUGAACAUACGUUAUGAUCGACUAAAAGAUUCUAAAUUGUAUUUUAAUGAAUAUAUUAGUAUUAUAAACAUUUAUAAAAUAAUUCUAAUGGAUGAUUACUUAUUAGAUGAGGAGGAAAAUAACGAUAAUGCAAUAAAUAGAAGGAACAUAAAAAUUAGGAGAGCAAAAGAUGAAAAAAAAUACCAAGAAAUAUAUCAUGAAAUAGUUAGAACAAAUUUAAAGAAAAAUACUAAUCAAAAUUAUAACGAAGAUGAUUGUACAACAGAUGAGGAUUAUAGAGAAUUGUAUUUGUCUUUAAUCAAAUACAAAUGUAUACAAACGUUGAACAUGAUAGAUUUAAUAGAUAUAGAACUGCAGAUUUUGGAAAUGCGAGAUAGGGAACAAAAGAAAAAAGAAGAAUUAAAAAAUUGUAGUAAUGAUGAUAACAUUAUUCAUACUACUAAUAAAAACGACUCCAUAAAAAAACCAUGGCUUUUUACCAUUAAAAAAAAUAUGCAAAUAUCGGACAUUACUCAAAUUCGAAACUAUUACAAAGACCUCGUCUUCAAACCAUCUCACAACUUACCGACAAUAUCUUUAGAAGAAUGUGCGAAAAUUGAAAUGGAGUAUGCCUUAAAAGGGAGUAACAGCGCCAAUGGUAAUACUAAUAGUAAGAUCAAAGAGAGCAAAAUAAAUGGUAGUAAAUACAACCAAGUUUAUAGUGAAGAUGAUGAAGAUGGUGUUAAAAAUGACGUCAAUGAUGAGGAUUAUUAUAAAAAAUGCUCAAAAAAGGAAAGAGAAAAAGAAAUUUUCGAUAAGGAAUGGGACGACUGGAAAGACUUACACCAAAAAGGAAUAGGAAAUAAAAACAGAAAUAUUGCAUAA